Messenger RNA from Toxorhynchites rutilus septentrionalis, 789 nucleotides. RefSeq lists its product as uncharacterized. The record is from RefSeq and is a predicted model, not a curated record. Bases 1 to 789 code for a protein of 262 amino acids. The transcript has 2 exons. Lineage: Eukaryota; Metazoa; Arthropoda; Insecta; Diptera; Culicidae.
AUGGUGGACUCAGCUCCAGCGCAGCAAAAUAUUGCAGCAGUGGCAAUUAAGUUGCCAGAUUUCUGGAAGAACGAUCCACACAUGUGGUUCGCACAGGCGGAGGCGCAAUUCCAUCUGGCACAGGUUACGAAAGAUGAAACAAAAUUUUGGCACAUCAUUGCAAAAAUAGAUCAGUCCGUAAUAUGCCACGUCUCGGACUUAGUGUCAAAUCCUCCACUUGAAAAUAACUACGAUGCAGUUAAAGAUCGACUGAUUGCUCGUUUUGAUCUUUCGCCACAGGCGCGAUUCGAACAAUUACUUGGUUCUUGCGAUUUGGGUGAUCUUCGACCCACACAUCUUCUCGCCAAGAUGCAGGAAAGCUCCACGGGAUUGAACGUCGACGAUGCAUUAAUGAAGAUGCUAUUCCUCCAAAGGAUGCCGCAAAAUGUUCGAGUGGUACUGAGCAUAAGUGAUGGAAGUUUGCAGAAACUAGCAGAACUAGCCGAUAAAAUGAUCGAUUCAUCUACGGUCACUACCGCAGCUGUUCAGAUUCCAGCUCAACCCACUGGGCAGAAUGCUGAUUACACCAAUCUGAAGGAAGAAAUUGAAGUUCUUACAGCCGAAAUUCGACGCCUCAAGACUACCCCAGCUCGGAUGUGUCCAUCAUUCCAGCGACAAGACAGGAUAGAGCAGGAGCAACAGUUUCGUUUUCUCUACAUGCAGCAAAUGGAACAAAAAUACAGACCUAUGGGAGUAAAUUUAUCGCAGUGGAUCUCGGCCUUCGACGAUGUUUCAAGUGGCGCUUCCUAG